Messenger RNA from Ascoidea rubescens DSM 1968, 1698 nucleotides. Its product is annotated as amino-acid permease inda1. Bases 1 to 1698 code for a protein of 565 amino acids. Gene Ontology annotation, biological process: amino acid transmembrane transport. Gene Ontology annotation, molecular function: amino acid transmembrane transporter activity. Lineage: Eukaryota; Fungi; Ascomycota; Saccharomycetes; Ascoideales; Ascoideaceae. The record is from RefSeq and is a predicted model, not a curated record. Gene Ontology annotation, cellular component: membrane. The transcript has a single exon.
AUGUCUGAUUCUCCAGGAAAAGUCGAUACUGAUCAAGACCUCGAAAAAAAUAUUGCAGUUGGUAAAGCAUUAUCACUGCACUCAAGUCAUUCAGUGCUCAGGCAAGGGUCUGUUAUUUUUGAUGAAGGUGAUCAAAAUAAUGUUCAUCGUGGUUUGAAAUCUCGUCAUAUUCAACUUAUUGCCAUUGCAGGAUGUAUUGGUACAGGUCUAUUUGUCGGUUCAGGUGCAGCCUUAUCCACUUGUGGUCCAGCAAAUUUGUUCAUGUCCUAUUGUAUUAUUUCCUUUGUGAUGUGGAUUAUUAUGAACGAUUUAGGUGAAAUGAUUGUUUAUCUUCCAUUAAAAGGUAUGGCAAUCAGUGGUUAUGUCGAUAGAUACGUUGACAAAUCUCUCGCUUUCGCAACUGGUUGGUGUUAUUGGUAUACUUACUCUAUUGUCGUAGCCGCAGAAUCAACAGCUGGUGCCUUUAUUGUUCGAUACUGGACCGAUGAGGUUCAUAUGGCUAUUUGGAUCACUAUUUUUACUAUUCUCAUGGUAGGAAUUAACGUUUUUGCUGUUGGAUUAUACGGUGAAUUGGAAUUUUGGUUUGGUUCAAUCAAAGUUAUUACAAUUGUUGGUUUGAUUAUUUUAGGUGUGGUGUUGUUCUUCGGUGGUGGUCCAAAUCAACAUGGUGUUUUAGGCUUUGGAUAUUGGCAAGACCCUGGAGCCUUUAAAGAACACAUUGUUUCUGGCCACACUGGUAAAUUUCUAGCUUUCAUCACUGCGCUUGUUAAAUCUGCAUUUUCUUUUAUUCUUUCACCAGAGUUGAUUGCCAUUUCCGGUAGUGGUGAAGGCACUGAUCCACGUCGUAAUAUCAAAAAAGCUACAAAGAGAUUUGUUUAUCGUGUUAUUUUCUUCUAUAUUUGCGGUUCCUUUAUUAUUUCCGUCAUUGUAGCCUAUGAUGAUGACAGAUUAAUGAAAGCUGUAGAUGAAGGUUCAUCAGGUGCUGCUGCUUCCCCAUUUGUUAUUGGUAUUCAAAAUGCUGGAAUUCCAGUCUUGAACCACAUCAUCAAUGCAGUUAUUUUAACAUCUGCCAUUUCUGCCGGUAACUCUUUAUAUUUAGCUGCUUCUCGUUCAUUGUUUGCUAUGGCAAAACAAGGUUAUGCUCCAAAAUUCUUUGGAAAUUGUAACAGAUUUGGUGUUCCUUACUGGGCAGUUUUGGCAACAGGUUUGGUAUCUUUAUUGUCAUAUUUGAAUUGCUCCAAUUCAGCUUCCGAUGUCUUUACUUGGUUAACUAACAUCACCACAGUUGCAGGAUUUAUCAACUGGUCAGUCAUUACUGUCACCUACCUUAGAUGGAGAAAAGCAGUUCAAUAUAAUGGAUUAUGGGACAGAGUUCCAUUCAAAACAAAACUUCAACCAUAUGCUUCUUAUUUUGCUUUUUGUUUUGUUAUUAUUAUCUCUUUGGUCAAUGGAUACGCUGUUUUCUUCCCAGAUAGGUGGAAUGCUUCAGAUUUUGUUGCUGCAUACAUUACCAUUCCAAUCUUCCUUGUUUUAUGGCUUGGACAUAAAUUUUUUAUUGACAAAUCUGGUAGUUUCUACAAAAAAAUUGAAGAAAUUGAUGUCAUCACUGGUUUAGAAGAAGUUGAAGCAGCUGAAAAAGAGUACCCAGAACGUAUUGCAAAGAAUUUCUGGCAGAAAUUCUGGUUUUGGUUGGCUUAA